AGGAAAUGGUACCGUUGGCUGUCUGCUCUCAAGAAAACCGGCGACGAGCAUCCAUACCCGGCAGUUUGACAGUACAUCUUCACUGCUUUCAGCUCACCGUCACCGCAACAGCCGUCAAGCAAGAUCCAUCUGUUAAGCAAAACUUGAGUCGUUCACACAAACACAGCAACAUUAAGCGACUUAGAAACCAAAGCAACACUUGUAUGCUGCAAUUUCUGCCAAUAUCCGUGAAGGGCUCGGAGAUUAGCGGUACCUAUAAACGGCUGCAGGAUGGAGACGCAGAUACAUGUGCCCGUGGGGUCGCCGGUGAUCAGAAAAAUUCCCAUUUUCGUGGACGAACACAGCGUGACGGAGGGGGCGAUGAAGCUCAUUAAAGAGCUGAGACCGGCGUGGGACGCGAGCCUUGUCAAGACGAAGCUCUUCACUGAUGGAACCACCAACAAGCUAGUGGGCUGCUACGUGGAGGACACCCCAGAAGACGUGGUCCUGGUCCGGGUAUACGGGAACAAGACGGAACUGAUUGUGGACAGAGACAAUGAGCUUAAAAGCUUUCAGGUGCUACACGCUAAUGGCUGUGCUCCUCGCCUCUACUGCACCUUUCAGAACGGUAUCUGCUAUGAGUUCAUGCAGGGGGACGCUCUUGGGACACAGGAUGUCAGGGAUCCUUCACUACUCAGACUGAUAGCCAGGGAGAUGGCUCGUAUCCAUGCCAUCCAUGCACACAAUGGCUGUAUCCCCAAACCCAACCUCUGGAUCAAGAUGCGAAAAUACUUCUCCCUCGUGGCCACAGAGUUUACCGACCAAGCAUCCAACAUCAGAAUCCAGCAGGAGGUUCCCAGCAAGGCGGUGCUGGAGCAGGAGAUGGUAUGGAUGAAGGAGCAUCUCUCCACGUUGGGCUCCCCUGUGGUGCUCUGCCAUAAUGACCUUCUCUGCAAGAACAUCAUCCACAACAGUAAAGAGGGUCAUGUUCGCUUCAUAGACUACGAAUACUCCAGCUACAACUACCAGGCCUUCGACAUCGGCAACCACUUCAAUGAAUUUGCAGGAAUGGCAGAGCUGGACUAUGGGCUGUACCCCAGUCGGGAGAUGCAGAUGGACUGGCUCCAAGUGUACCUGCAGGCAUACAAGCUCUUCACCAAGAAAACAGAGGAGGUCAGCCCGCGAGAGCUGGAGACACUCUACGUACAGGUCAACAAGUUUGCUCUGGCUUCUCAUUUCUUUUGGGGCUUCUGGGCACUCAUCCAGGCCAAAUACUCCUCCAUCGACUUUGACUUCCUUGGGUACGCUGUGCUACGUUUCAACCAGUACUUCAAGACCAAACCCACAGUGAUGGCCCUGCAGAUCCCUGAAUGAGAGGAGACAGGAAGACAGAAUGCGGAGAGAAGACAGGAGGAAGGGUGGGACCGGUUUAAUGCCGGGUCUUCCUGUAGGGUGGGAACUCUUCUCUGUGAGCCAGCUGUUGAUGGACCACUGCUUGGUCUACUACCUGGCUUCCUUUUCUGCAACAAGCGCAAUUACUCCUUCAUUCCUCCAUCUUAGCUUCAUGUCUGUCACAACUGUAGCUCAAGAAUUAUCAAACUUCCAGUUCUGUGUGUACGGGUGUGAAUGUAUGCUUGUGUAUGUCCUUAAUUUAUCUUGAAACCCGACGUCUUGCUUUCCCUCGUAGGGCAGCUGAACAAGGCGUAGUGAGCACAGCCGCCACACAGAGUUUAAGGUAGAGAUCAUUGACUUAAAACCUGCUUUAUUUUUCUGUCACAAUGGCGCCAAAAUGUUCCACAACGCUGGUAAUGAAGGUCAAAAGAGGGCCUAAGAAGGGUUUGAUGCUGACAUUGACAUAUAGUUUGUUCUCUGUGUGCUAUAUCUAUGGCUCAAUGCCAUGGCCUCAUUAUAGUUAGAAAGGUACUAUAGAGGCAGUUCACCUGGGAUUCCUCAGAUUUUGCGUGUGGUGUGUACGGUGAGACCAAUCCUCCUCCUCUCUGCAGAUAUUUUAACGCUUUAUGUUCUAUUAUGUGCGGUCCUUCCUCUUUUCUCUCCAUCUUUGGUACUAAGUGCUCGUCGCUGCGGAUAUUCCUGCACUGCACUUCCCAGAGAUCACCUGUGCAUCCAACACAGUGGGCGGUACCCCGUCGUCUCUUCCCUCAGAUUUUUUCCGGCCGUUGCAGUUUGAGCUUCUGUCAGUUCCUCUGCUAGUUAUUCUAAGCAAACCGCUGCUGCUGCUAGAAAUGAACAGACCUUUCUGUGUGCUAGUGGACUUUUCUCCCUGGAAGGACCUACCAGACACUGAGUGUGUGGGACAGCAAAUGGAAAAGCUUUUCACAGACUUGUCUGUAGGUUGAAUCACUCUUGUGUUAUAGCAAUCGGUGAUAGAGAGUAGCUAAAUGUGCAUUAAUUUAUUUAUGUGAAGACAUUGUGGAUUAUUUAACAUCUCAGGUGAAACAAAUCUUGAGCUUUGGUUGCUUUGUGUUGAAUAGAGACAUGAAGGAGGAGGGGAGGUAGAUGUUGGUUAAAAAGAGGGGACCUGUGUAAAUGUCACUCUGUGUGCAUUCUGUCCUCCAACCGUUUUUCCACCUUCUUGACUUUUAUGGUUACAGCGAGUCGCUCUGUUAAACUUUCCAUUUAAACUUUCCAGAGCUCUUGGAAAAUCACAACCUCAGUGACCCCCACCGCCAACCCCUCCUCCCUCUCUUUUAUGCCCUCCUGCUGUCUGCUCUCCGCACGUUACCAUCUUUGAUCUCCUCCCACCCCGGUUUUGUUUCAUAUCUCCCUUUAUCUGUUUAGACUGUGGCAGUAGCACCUGUUCCACAGACCAUCUUACCAUCAGAGGCUGCUCUCAGCCCCACACUGUAAUCCUUUCCCAGUUACAUCCCAGAUUUGGAGCCAAAUUUUGUUACAUAAUCAGACAUUGCAUAAGUUAUAUCCGGGGUCAAAUCAAGUCUAGCUUAAAAAAAGAGGCAUGAAUGGGGCUGUGCUGCUGUCAUGAGAUCACCCAUUACUUAGAUGGAAAAAGAUGGCAUCUGACCCAAAACAUUCUAGAAGGAAACUAGAGUUCUUGAAGGGAAAUUUCACACACCAAAGCCUGUUUAAAGGUGUUGAUGAGUACUUCUGCAAAUGUGGAAAAAGUUAUAUAAAAAAAUCAAAACAGUGUCCUCAAGUGAUGUCACUUGAGUCAGUGUCAGUCGGGGUCUACAGGUUUGAAAAUGAAAACAAAUCUGGACAUGUGGUGUCAGAAAGAAGUGAGCUUAUGGGUAAUGUAGGUCUGGUUCUGCUGCAUCGAUUUGUGUUUAAAAUGGUUUGCCAUGAGUCCGACAAUGUUAUAGGAGUGCAAUGCUAUAGCUGUGGAGUGCCCUUUAAACAAAGCAUUAUCAGGACUCUUAGGUUAAUACACUAGAGUUUCAGUACUGUACAUAUUCUGUCUGUCUUUGUACUCCAGCUAUUUACUAUAACACUUCUGUAAGAGGGGAGGACUUGUGAAAGCUUUUGAUUUUAAAGAAACGGUCAAAAUUGAAGCAGCAGAGACUGAGAGAGCCUGAACACUGGAUCCUACAUUUCCCACAAUGCAACUCUUUCAACUUUCAUUCUUUCUUUCUUUCUUUCUUUCUUUCCAGUUGGCAAUGCAAAGUUUCUCUUGUAAAUUUGUCUCCAAUCCCACACUGAAAUGACUGAAGUGACGUCAGUUGAGUCUAGGGCUGCGACUAAUGAUUAUUUUCAUCAAGGAGUGAUCUGCAGGUUAGAGCUCUGAAAUCUUACAACAAAUGCUAAUCAAAACAUCCCUGAGCCCUAAAUAACCUCUUUUUUUCCUGACCAACAAUCCAAAACCCCAGAAUAUUCAUUACAGUGAUUUAUGACAAAGAAAAGCAAAUGCCCCCAUUGAACAAGCUGAAAGCAGAAAACUUGAAAAGUGACUUCAACUAUUAAGCAAUUAUAAAACCAGUUGCUGAGUAGUACUUACACAACCAUCUGCAUGUAUCAAAUCAGUGGAGUACCCUUAAAGCACAGUUGGUCUUAAUGGCCAUUCAUUUCUCCUUUUUCUCAUUCUGGCCACUCACAGUUUAAGAGCCUCUAUAAUCAACUUAGAUUGAAUUAGACAUUGGCUUUAAUUCAUUUGGCCUUAACUAAGUUAUACAUACACUCCAAGAAGGUCUUAAAGAGUCUUGUAUUUGGCUUUUUGAAACCUGCAGAUACUUUGACCCCUGACCUCUGGUUAUAAUGAACUGAAGCACAGUCCUUUACUUUCAUGAGUGAAUCUGAGCAAAAGAUGAUACCUUGUGAAGCUGUUCAUUAAUGCUGGGCUCCAGAAAAGGGAUGUCCUCUCUCUUACACACAUACUCUUUAGGAUAUCUAACCUCUCACAGGCCCAGCAGGGGGAGACACUGAGCUCUGACCUUUGUCCUCCAGUGCAGGUCUCAUGUAACUGUCAGGCUUAAUAAUUUACAAAGUGAGCAGCAGCCCCUCAGAGCAGCAGAACAGGCAGAUACCAGCUGAUGUUAAUGGUUACCAGUCUGGACAGUCCACCUAAGGAAUGACACAAGUGCUUUCGGAGGAAUCACAUGUAUAUUUGAAAUGUGUGAGUGGUUCUUAUCCUUAGUGAUGAUCAGAGCCUUCUGAAUGUGAAUUAUAACUCAGGGGCUGUGUGAAGCUAAAGUGGGUUUAAGAGUUGCUUAGUGAAAGAUGUACUCGUAUGAUGGCACAUAUUUGGGAGCGAAAAGCUACAGACGAAAUAGUUGAAAAAGCUAUCACCCAUGUCAGUAGUGCAUUUUUAAUUUGAGAAUAAUCGAGAGGCCCUUAUUUUAGGGAACUACAAGUGGAGUAAUCUGCUUAGUAGAUUUGCAGACAAAGACCAAAUUAGUGAGCUUGCUGCUUGAACGCACAAUCCUAAUACCCUGGUAGGAAUUCAGCCUGGAUAAAAAGGGCAUUUGCACUCCAUGAGCUCUGAAUGAAUUUCUCCAUUCACUUAAUAGAGGACACUGACCCACAGUGGACCUCAUCUAGUGACACAGUUUGGGAUUUUGGAAGAUAAAAGUUAGGGGGCAGCUUUAUUUUGUUUCCUCGGAAAUUCUAACUAACAUUAGCAGGCAGUGAUGUUAAAGGCUAGAGCUAAAUGUAGGGUUGUCCUAAAAACUUUGCACUCAUUCAGAAGUGUGCUAAUAUUUUAGCAGCCGUCUGGUCCACUGGUCACCUUACCCACCGUGUGGAAUGGCAUCAAAACGUUACGCACCAAAAUCAUGUUGUUGCUGACAUAGUUCAGUCCAGUGUGUAUUUUAUAGGUUAUAUAUAUGAAAUUCACUUUCCACUGGAUGUCUCACUAGAGCACCAGCAUCUCAGACCAAAACAGUGGGACAGAAAUACACUAAAAUUCACCAAGACCUACGUCUUUCCAACAAUCACUAGCGCUGGUUUAGUCAGAGUAAACCCUUGAUUCGCAGAGAAUAGCUGCAAAAUGUUAUGCUAUGUAACGUUGGCUAAUCCUUGGGGACAAAUGCACCGUCAAAGUGCGUCCACUAAAAGUUGUUGUUUCUGCCACUGACAGGCUCAGAUUGUUGUUUUAAGUGUCUGACAACAUCAUGGAAAUAGAUAGACCUUUUGUUAACUAUCGCUUGCCACCACACUCUGUAGACAGAAAUGAUCAUUUUACCUCGUAUAUCAUCGUCUGACAUUCAAAGUAGACAGAAACAAAAUAAAACUCACCACAAUAGUAUGUGUUAGUCUUCCCACUGUCCCAACUGUCACCAGCUCUGGUUUGGUUGAAAUAAAUCCUUAAUUCACCGAUGUAGAUGAGUGAAACAGCAGUUUCUGUCGCUCCACUCAGCUCGGACACUUGUGACCAUAUGACAUAUUGACAGGUCUUUAAAAAACAACUUAAUACAGUGCUGAAAAGCAGUGUUUUUCACCCCUUUAUUUAGCCCUAGCAAUGUGAAAAGUUAAACCACUAGAGGUCAGUAAAGACACGAUUUUCAGUAGUCAUUGUUACGUUGAUCUUUAAACACACAAACUAGCACUGGAGAACAAGUGACUGAUUUGACAGAACCAGAGCUUUCAACUGCAUCACACCGUCUUCAUCAGCAGGUUGAGUUUGCUCAGUUGUCAUGGAGAUGGAUCUGUUCUCGAAAAAAAGCCAGAAAACUGGUUAGUAUCACUUAAGUUAUGAAGUAUUUCCAAUGACAUUAAAUGUGUGUGUUUUUUCUAAAUCUACAAAUACAAAAGCUCCGUCUGUGGAUAUACGUAAAGAAUCUAUAGUGGAAAGACAAAGUGAUGGGGCCUUUAACUAUCCAUAGGAAAAUGAUCAUCAAUGAGACCUAUGACAGCUCUUCCUACUACGCGUCUUAAUUGUAACUUGUUUUGUUUAUGAAAAAGGUAGCUAAUGUUAGCUAAAGGUUUUGUCUGACAUUGUUGCUUUCAGAAGUUGUGGAUCCACAGACCGUAGAGUGAAAACAAUGAAGUGUAACUGCUGAAAGUAUCAGUAUCAUACUUUUAAUCAUUCAACUGAACAUUACCAGACACACCUUGAUGACUUUGUUGACAAUUUGCUCAUUACAUUACACACUGGGUAAGGUGAAAAUAAGCCAAACAAGAAGUUAUUGUGGACAGUGAAGCUGAAAAACCUUUAAAGACCAAUACAUCCAUUGUUUUUCUGCUGACCACGGGCCAUCUGCAUUUCCUGUUCCAUGCUGGCUGUCAGAGAUUUCACUCUCUUUAUGUUAGGUCAGUUUUAAACAGGGUUUAUUUAUUGAGUGAAUCUAAUGUUGCAUUUCACACCUUUUCUUUCAUCGUUUUCUAAUCAUACCAAAAUGGUUAGCAUCAGAGGGUUUGCAUUGCAGUUCAUUUGAGAUUAACUAUUUUUAUGUGUGAAUGUACUAACUUAAUUUUGAGAAACACUGUACAGAUAACUGAUUUUUUUCCCCCCUUUGUAUGCUGAUAUUUCCUUUUUGUAAAUGCUCUGAGCGCUGUGUAAAGGGACCCAGCAUUUGGCUUGCGGAUGUGACUUUGUAAAUGUACUCAUCCGCUGCUAAAGGAGAUGCUGCGUCGAAUGCGUGCGGAGAUGGAGGAUGUAAAUACUGUAAGAAAUACUGUGAAAAAGCUUACUGUACAGUGAUCCUUCACACCUCUGUAGGAGUGGCAAGAAGAAUUAUUUAACAGUCGUCAGUAAAUAUUUCCAUUAAAAUGUAUAAAAUACUAAAA
This is a messenger RNA of Dicentrarchus labrax (European seabass), 7176 nucleotides long. It is a transcript of the gene etnk2, whose product is annotated as ethanolamine kinase 2. Gene Ontology annotation, biological process: phosphatidylethanolamine biosynthetic process. The record is from RefSeq and is a predicted model, not a curated record. The transcript has 9 exons. The coding region runs from base 271 to 1353 and encodes 360 amino acids. Lineage: Eukaryota; Metazoa; Chordata; Actinopteri; Moronidae. Gene Ontology annotation, cellular component: cytoplasm. Gene Ontology annotation, molecular function: ethanolamine kinase activity.